This is a messenger RNA of Mauremys reevesii (Reeves's turtle), 5618 nucleotides long. It is a transcript of the gene GLYCTK, whose product is annotated as glycerate kinase. The transcript is spliced from 5 exons. The record is from RefSeq and is a predicted model, not a curated record. NCBI's taxonomy places the organism in Eukaryota, Metazoa, Chordata, Testudines, Geoemydidae. The coding region runs from base 299 to 1903 and encodes 534 amino acids. Gene Ontology annotation, biological process: protein phosphorylation. Gene Ontology annotation, cellular component: cytoplasm. Gene Ontology annotation, molecular function: glycerate kinase activity.
CAGCCCAGACCCUCUGCUGUGCAGGGGGCGGGGGGAACAGGUGCUCGGACUGCGUAGGGCACCAUAAUUGGUAGGGACGGUCCUAGGCUGAGAGCUUGGCCUCUCAGCUCCAGGUGCAGCUCCCUAGUGGGCCCCCUCCCAACAAGAGUCCCCCCACCGCCCAGGGGUGACAGCCUGAGCUGUGGGGCUUUCUUGUCAAUUUUUGGGCUCAAGCACCCAGCUGUGAAAUUGAAAAGAAUGACAGCCAAUGUUGGAUAUGGCUGGCUGACCGACUGCUAAGAGACAGCGUGGGCCAGACAUGACCUCAGCUCUCAAGGCCCUGCCCAACAUCCAUAGAGCCUGCGUGAUCCCAGCCUGUUGGGGGCAAGCAUCUCACCCGCACAGUAUGUCCCUCUGGGAGCACGGGCUGCACCUCUUCCGCAGCGCCGUGGGUGUCGUCCUGCCAGCCCCCAUGCUGAGAAGGGCCCUGGUGCUCAAAACAGACGGCUGCCCCAGGCUGGUCGUGAAGGACCGGGCUUUCCCUGUGAGGAGGAACCUGUAUCUGGUGGGCUUCGGGAAGGCUGUGCUGGGAAUGGCAGCUGUGGCAGAGGAGAUCCUCGGGGACCACCUAAUUCAGGGGGUUGUCAGCGUCCCCCACGGCAUCCGGGCAUGCCUGCAGCAGGCGGGAAUGGAGGAGAUGUUGCUGAAGCCUCACAGCAGGAUCCAGGUCAUAGAAGGAGCUAAGCACAACCUCCCUGACAGAGAGGCUCUGAGGGCAGCCAGCAUGAUUCGGGAGCUAGCUGAAGGACUGACAGCUGACGACCUCCUCCUUGUGCUAAUCUCAGGAGGUGGAUCGGCCCUACUCCCUGCUCCUACUCCUCCGAUCCUCUUGGAAGAGAAAGAGAAGGUCACCAAGCUUCUGGCUUCCAGAGGAGCUACCAUACAGGAGCUCAACACUAUCCGGAAGGCUCUUUCUUUGUUGAAAGGUGGAGGGUUGGCCCGGGCUGCAUAUCCUGCACAGGUGCUAAGCCUCAUCCUCUCUGAUGUCAUUGGCAACCCAGUGGACAUUAUUGCGAGUGGCCCCACUGUCUACAGUUCCCCCAGUGUUCAAGGCUGCCUGCAGAUAAUGACAAAAUACAACCUGAUGAGCACCUUGCCCAGAUCUGUGGAAAGAGUGCUGUCCAGCUCCGUCUCAGAUGCCAGUGGUCCGAAAGACUAUUCCCACGUCUACAAUGUUGUCAUUGGCUCAAACAGUUUAGCUUUAGAGGAGGCCAAACACCAAGCAGAGGAUUUGGGCUACUGGACCCUGAUUUUGAGUGCGGGGGUUUGUGGGGAGGUCAGCAGAGUGGCCAAACUCUACAGCCAGCUGAUUCAGUUUGUUUGCUUGAGCACAGCUGGACUUGGAGAAGGUCCUCUAAGAGACCAGGUGAGAGGAGAUCUUCUAAAGCUGGCAGCAGAGCUAGAGAUCCCAGGUUUGAACCUUGUGGACUCUUUGAAGGCUUUGCAAGGAUUGGAGCCUGAAAGAUCGGUUUGCCUGCUGGCUGGUGGAGAGACCACGGUCCAGCUUCAAGGAAAUGGGAAGGGUGGGAGGAACCAGGAGUUGGCCUUACAGGUGGCAUUGGAGUUACACCGAGCUAAGGCCACUGGGGCUGGCUACGUCCUUGGGAAAUGUGAAGUCCUGUUCUUCAGUGGUGGAACUGAUGGACAAGAUGGGCCAACAGAGGCAGCUGGUGCCUUCUCUAGCCAGGAACUGGUGGAUAAGGCUGCUCAGGAAGGUCUCGAUGUGGAGACGUUUCUGAGCAACAAUGACUCCUACACAUUCUUCAGUAAGUUCCGAAAAGGACAUCACCUUUUGCUGACUGGUUUAACAGGCACCAAUGUCAUGGACAUCCAGGCUAUUUUAAUUAGGGCUAGAGACAGAUAAGGACAGCACCUCUACAAACUCCUCAGUUGUUUUUAAUUAGAGGCAUUGGUGAAAAAUGAGGAUACCAAUGUUCUGGACAAAUCCAGACUGUUUAAAUUAGGCACAGCUGGCGAGGGCACUAAUAUCAUGGCUGUAAAAGCUACAUUAGUGAGGCACAUGGGUGGGUUACCAUGACCAUGUUCAAUCUGUUAAUUAGGAUCAGAGAAAGGUAAAAAACACCAGUAUUAUGAGCAUUGGGGCUGCAUUAAAACCUUCCAGCCGAAGAACCACUAACAUACUGCAUUUUGGCUGUGAUUACAAAGAAUUCAGAAAUGCAGGGCUGAUGACUGGCAGGCAAAUAAGGCUGGGAUUUAUAAAGGCAUCUUAGGGAGUUUGAGUUCAAGUGGGAUUGUUGGACAUCUGACGCCCAGCCUAAAGCUCUAGGUUGCUGUUGUAACUCUUAUUCCAUACAAAGCUAACAAGGUAUAUUAGACUAGUCCAUAGGGCCCUAAAUCCAGUGCACUCCCAAGUUCAGCGGAGAUGAGCACAUGGCGUCAGUUUAACCUUUGGUCUUGGAUACAUGGCAAAAACACACCCAGCUGUGGUAUUAAUACCAUGUUAGGUGAAGAACGGUGUGAACCAUGAUUCAGAUGCACUGGUGCAGAAACCAUCUGAACAUGAGACCUUCUCCCCAACUGUGUAACCUUCUGUGCCCUGGUGUGGUGACAUUUCCGCCCCAUGGUUGAUAUUUCAUGGGGUAGCACACUGCACUCUGUGUGUGUAUGCUACAAGCAUUCAGAAUGUUACCACCAAACCAGUCAGAAAGCAAUACAGCCUCCAGCCUGAGUCAUUGACCUUUUUACUGUGUAAAGUCAGUAGUCGCUGUCGUUCUGAUUAACUCCUCUAAGUCCAUAGAACAAAAGGCCACAAAAUCUGUAAAUUCAACUCUCCUGACCCCUAUUGCUGCACUGAUCAAAGGGCAAAGCAGCUGGGGCCAUUGCUCUGUCAAACAACAGAUCCCUCCAGCCUCUGGGACAAUGCGGAGCACCAGCUACUUCAGCGUUGUCAUAAAUUAAAAUCAGAUCCUGCCUUACUAUACUCAGCUCAGUUCCCAACGUGACACCUGGGGCCAGGUUUUUCAAGAAGCACAGCAAUCAGCGUCUUCAUCUCUUGUGAAGAUCUGGCCGCUUAUUGCGGUGCCUAAAUGGGAGCUGAGCUCGCUUGAAAUUCCAGCCCUGAUUUAAAACAUUUGAUUCACAUGGUUUGCAGACAGAUGUAGCUGUGCCGUGUGGCUGAUCUAACUUUGCAACUUAAGUAUACCAUCCUAUUAAUACCAUAAACAGUGAAAUCAUUGCACAGUCAUGCUGAGCAAGAUUCAAAGGGACCGGACAUUUAUAAUUUUAACAAGAAUAUCCAAGAAUAGUUAAUGCUAAUAAUAUUUUUGGAGGGCAUAUAAAACCUUAUGCUUUUUGGUUUUAAAUCAAUCCCUAUGCAAUAGAGAUUAGGAUUGGAUCUACAUGUCUACUGAGUGAUUUCUUGCGCCUUUCUCUGAGGCAUCUGGGCACUGGUAACUAUUGGAGACAAGAUCCUGGACUAUGUGGAUCUUGAGUCUGAUCUAGUCUGGCAGAUCCUGUGUUCUGAUGUGUGAUCUUGUGAUUAAGGCAUAGAUUUGGGAACUAGACGAGCUAGAUCCUAUCUCAGCUCUGCUAACACUCCCAUUUAUAAGCUUAGACAAGUCACUAACAUUCUGAGGCUCAAUUUCUUCUAUAACAUGGGGGUGACCAUCUUUACCUACAUCCCAGGGGUUUUGUGAGGCUAAAUUUGCUAGUGGUUGCAAAGUGCUUUGAAACCCACUGCUGGAAGGUGCUAGAGACCUAGGACAUAUGAUAAACUGGAGGCAUGAAUACAAUGUCAGAGUGCAGACUGUGGAGGGAAGUUUGUGUGUGUGUGUUUUUGAAGGUUUCUCAGUGGAGUGGAGAAUGCCAUUUGAAUUUCCCUGUGUGUGUGGCACCUACCAUAGUGGGACCCUGAUCUGAUUGGGGUCCCUGUGCAUGACUGCAGUGAAAAUAGCAUGAAUUAAUGCAAAGGGAAAAUGAAUGUGUUCAAAGAGCUUGUUUAUGGGUGAAGAUAAUUGAUUGGACAGCCAUGUUAGUUACUUAGCACCUAAUCCUGCUCUUUGUUAAACCAGGGUAAAUCUGGAGUCGAGUUGGGUUAACUACGAUGAGUGCAAAAUACCACUUUGUUGCUGGCACUGUACUGCACCUGCUCUGCUGUUCAUGUCCAUUAUCAUUUAAUAGACAUCAGUGGAAGGUAGGCUGUGCCUGGUAGAUCUAGCAGCAGAGUAGGUGUGCUCCAUCUGGAUGUGUCUGAAACGUUCAGCACUGCAGCCAGUGUAUAUGAGUUACGAGCCCCAUUUGGCAGCACAGCAGGUGCUUUCUGCCUGGAGGUACCUGGUACAUUCUGCAGUUGACCAGGUGCCUUCUACCUGAAGGGGCUUGGAAUGCUCAGCAGCCUAUGUAUGUUCUACACGGAUGUAGCUAGUAUAUUUAGCAGCAUAACAGCUGUAUUAUACAGGAGAUCUCUGAAACGUAUGGCAUCACGCGAGUGGUCAACGGCACAGAAAAAUGUUUGAGGAUUUGUGCAAAAUAAAAAGUGGGGAGGCAAACCUCGGAGCAGGAAGGAAUUACAUUAUAGGCCAGAUCCUCAUCUGGUGUAGAUUGACACCGCUUCUCUGACAUCAGUGGAAUGAUUCUCAUUUACACCAACUGAGAAUCUAACCCCCUAUUCCCUCCCUUGCACUCAGAGCCCUGAAAAAGAAUGCCUUUUCUAACUGCCAAGCAUUGCUUAAGCCCUUGGAGGUGCUGAUCUGAGAUCAUUCACAGUCAAGUUCUGAAAACGUUGGCUGGCAUUCACUCCUCCAGGGAAGUCCCUGAGCUGUUAAUAACACACCAUACCACUCACAUCAGCCCUGCUUUUUUAAACAGGAGCGUUUCACUAAUGAUUAAAAUGAGCUCAUCUUGUGGAGGGGGAAGGCUGAUAAAAGGUCUGAUGAAAGCAUGCAGCUGUUUGAAGCACAUUUCACAUCUUCAUUCACUUGGCUUCCUUUCCCCUACAAGUUGUUUGACUUAUCCCUUCUGUUUUAAUGAGGAAAAAGCAGGACCAGGGGCAUUGGUCAAGGACGGUGAGGUUAUAUUAGCAUUUUUACUCUUCAAGCUGUGUAGUCUAAGCUUCAUCUCUGAGCUAACCUCAGUGAGGGGCUUGCACGUCCUCACCACGCUGCUCUGUAAUGCACACACCUGGCUGCCAUAGAACUGGAAAGAGAUGUGAUUUCUUCUUCCUUCUUCUUCUUUCUUCUGUGCUAACUGUUUAGCACAGAACUGCAGCUAUCUGUGUUAUAACUCAGAUUAUAAAAGGUGGGAGCAGAAGAUGGAAAAAGCUCCCUCUGGCUCUAAAGCCAUUCACCAGCAGCAGAAGAGUCCAACGGUAGCUUGCUCUCCAGGCCAGAUCCUGCUCUUACUCACAUCAGUAUGAAUGUGGAGUCAUUGGGCCAGAUUCUCAUUUUCAUUAAGUCUGGGGCCACACCCACUUUAAGACCAGAACAGUAUAAAGGGGUCUUAGUGGCUAUGAGAAUCUGGCUUGCUCUGUUUAAUUCAGUGGAGUUACUCUGCAUUUACACAAGUGUGACUAAGAGCAGACUCUCUUCCUAACUGCAACUUGUGUAGCUAUUGGGCCACCC